Camelus dromedarius (Arabian camel) is the source of this 6615-nucleotide messenger RNA. It is a transcript of the gene ATXN7, whose product is annotated as ataxin 7. NCBI's taxonomy places the organism in Eukaryota, Metazoa, Chordata, Mammalia, Artiodactyla, Camelidae. The coding region runs from base 661 to 3438 and encodes 925 amino acids. The record is from RefSeq and is a predicted model, not a curated record. The transcript is spliced from 18 exons.
CACCUACAGUUGAUAGUGUAACCUGCUUUAAAUAGACUGGUUUAUGUUUCUUCGCUUGGGAAAAGAGACUUAGGAAAACAGCACAGGCUCAGGAUGACAAGCGUGUCUGCCUACAGGAGACAGACCUUGAAGGAGGGUGAGUGAUGCAGCCAAGGUGCGCGCUUUGGAAAGUGCAUGCUCAGUGAGGAGAGGCAGCCCAGGGCACAGCAUCCACCCCAUCAUCCCUGUGCCGGAGAGCUGGCCUCCUGCCGAAGGUCUGGACCUUCCAAGAGAAAAUGGGAGGAUGGAAUCUUAAGUGACCCUCCCCACCUUUUAAAUAUUAGCAACAAAUUCCUCUUUUCCCCCCAUAAGAUCACCAAGCAGACUAAAAAGUGAACCAUUUUCGGCCCAUGUCUUUGUUUUUGCAGUGAGAGAGAGUGGAGAGGAAAAUGUGUAACCUGGGAUGAGGCGGCUCCGCUGCAGACACUCCUGGUUCUGGUGCUUGGGAAGCGCAGUGCCUGCCGCGGAGCACGUGCUCUGCACGUUUUCACUGACUCAGUGAGCCGGCUGGGGUCUGAACAGAAUUAAGAAGAAGAGCUUCCGCAACCAUAGCAGAUGAAGAUCCAUUGGUAAAUCCAUCGGGAUUUUUGGCCUGCCCUCCAAAGAAAAGGAGCGGAAAGAAUGUCGGAGCGGGCCGCGGAUGACGUCAAGGGGGAGCCGCGCCGAGCGGCGGCGGCGGCGGCGGGCGGAGCAGCGGCCGCGGCCGCCCGGCAGCAGCAGCAGCAGCAGCAGCAGCAGCCUCCGCAGCCCCAGCGGCAGCCGCCGCCGCCGCCGCGGCGCCUACGGCCGGAGGACGGCGGCCCCGGCACCGCCUCCACCUCGGCCUCCGCCGCCGCCGCAAUGGCGACUGUCGGGGAGCGCCGGCCCCUGCCCAGUCCCGAAGCGAUGCUGGGACAGUCGUGGAAUCUGUGGGUCGAGGCUUCCAAACUUCCUGGGAAGGACGGGACGGAGUUGGACGAAAGUUUCAAGGAGUUUGGGAAAAACCGCGAAGUCAUGGGGCUCUGUCGCGAAGACAUGCCAAUAUUUGGUCUCUGUCCAGCCCACGAUGAUUUCUACUUGGUGGUGUGUAACGACUGUAAUCAGGUUGUCAAACCGCAGGCAUUUCAAUCGCAUUAUGAAAGAAGACACAGCUCAUCCAGCAAGCCGCCUUUGGCUGUUCCUCCCACGUCAGUGUUUUCCUUCUUCCCUUCUCUGUCCAGAAGCAAAGGGGGCAGUGGGAGCGGAGGCAGCCGCCCUUCCAGUGGAGGUGUCGUAGGCACAUCGUCGUUCAGUUCCAAGUUGUUGAAAUCGCCCAAAGAGAAACUGCAACUCAGGGGGAACAGGCCAAUGCACCCCAUUCAGCAAAACAGAGUCCCCCACGGUAGAAUCAUGACGCCCUCCGUCAAAGUGGAAAAGAUCCUUCCGAAGAUGGACGGCACACUACUGAAACCUGCGGUGGGGCCCGCCUGUCCUGCUACUGUGAGCUCCUCAGUCAAGCCUGGCCUUAACUGCCCCUCCAUACCAAAGCCGCCCUUGCCUUCACCUGGGCAGGUUCUGAAUGGCAAAGGGCUCCCUGCACCUCCCACUCUGGAAAAGAAGUCUGAAGAUAAUUCCAAUAACAGGAAAUUUUUAAAUAAGAGAUUAUCAGAAAGAGAGUUUGAUCCUGACAUACACUGCGGGGUCAUCGACCUCGACACCAAGAAGCCCUGCACCCGGUCUUUGACGUGCAAGACACAUUCCUUAACCCAGCGGAGGGCUGUCCAGGGUAGAAGAAAACGAUUUGAUGUGUUAUUAGCCGAGCACAAAAACAAAACCAGGGAAAAGGAAUCGAUUCGCCAUCCGGACUCUCAGCAACCAACACAGCUUCUCAGGGACCCGCAUCCCGCCCCUCCUAGGACUUCGCAGGAGCCACACCCAAACUCUCACGGAGUGAUUCCUUCUGAAUCGAAGCCUUUCGUAGCUAGUAAACCUAAACCUCACACCCCCAGUCUUCCAAGGCCUCCAGGCUGCCCUGCUCAGCAAGGUGGGAGUGCCCCCAUUGACCCUCCUCUAGUCCAUGAAUCUCCACACCCUCCCCUGCCUGCCACUGAGCCAGCUUCUCGGUUAUCCAGUGAGGAGGGAGAAGGCGAUGACAAAGAAGAGUCUGUUGAAAAACUGGACUGUCAUUAUUCAGGUCAUCAUCCUCAGCCAGCAUCUUUUUGCACAUUCGGGAGCCGGCAGAUUGGAAGAGGCUAUUACGUGUUUGACUCCAGGUGGAACCGGCUUCGCUGCGCCCUCAACCUCAUGGUGGAGAAGCAUCUGAACGCGCAGCUGUGGAAGAAAAUCCCACCAGUGCCCAGUACAUCACCCGUCUCCACACGUGUUCCUCAUCGGACAAACUCUGUGCCGACGUCACAGUGUGGGGUCAGCUGUGUGGCAGCAGCCACCGUGUCUCCAUCCCCCGUCCUGCUCGCGUCCACCUGCAUCUCCCCCAACAGCAAAUCGGUACCAGCUCAUGGAACCACACUGAAUGCACAGCCCGCCGCCUCUGGGGCGCUGGAUCCGGUGUGCAGUAUGCAAUCCAGACAAGUGCCCUCCUCCUCCUCCUCCCCCUCCACGCCCUCAGGCCUGUCCUCCGUGCCCUCCUCCCCCAUGUCCAGGAAACCUCAGAAGUUGAAAUCCAGCAAGUCUUUAAGGCCCAAGGAGUCUUCUGGUCACAGCGCUAACUGUCACAACGCCAGUAGCAGUACCAGCGGCGGCUCAGGAAAGAAACGCAAAAACACUUCCCCGCUGUUAGUUUCCUCGUCUUCCUCCUCGUCCUCCUCCUGCUCUUCUUCGCAUUCCAUGGAGUCUGUUAGGAAAAACUGUGUGGCUCACUCGGGGCCUCCCCACCCUGCAGCGGUCACGUCCUCUCACGGCCUCGGCCUCAACUGUGUGGCCCACAGAGCGAACUCGGUGAGCGCCCGGCACGAGCCGGCGGGGAGGGGCCCCCCCGGUGGGAGCCCGGCCGAGCCCAUCAAGAGGAUGAGUGUGGUGGUGAGCGGCAGCGACUCCACACUCUGCCUCGGCCCGCUCGUCCACCAGGCCAGCGAGCUGCCCGUCAGCUCGCACGGCGGCUACCCGCACGCGCACACUCCCCUGGACAAGCUCGUAGGAAAGAAAAGAAAGUGCUUGCCCGGCUCGAGCAGCAUCGGCGGCGGCGGCGGCGGCGGCGGCGGCAGCAGCACCAAACCCAGCAAGGUUGCCAGACUGUCAGCCAUGAACCACGUGCACGUGAAACACCCGGGCCCCAGCGCGGGGGCCCCGGGACUGACGAACAGUUCCCUCCUCCAUCAGGUCGCCCGGCCAUGGAUAGCCAGAGACUAUCCCACUUCAUGGAAUAGGGGGCUGGCAGUUUUGGAUCUUGGCUCGUGGGAGCUGAGCAGCAGGAGGGCAGGGUAAGAUCAUUCCAGGCAGAGGGAGCAAGCACCCUGGGCUAGCAGCGGGCUGAGGCAUGCAGACUGGAGGAUGACACUGGGUGAGCUUGCUGAAGAGGUGCGGAGGGGCUGAUAGGGUCGGAGAAGUUGGCACCAGGUUGUCAAGGGCCUGAAGCGUCACUAGGUCUGCAUCCUCAGGAACACACGGUUUUAACCCCAUGUAACUAUCAGAGCCCAGAGAUGUUCAUGGUCCAGUCCCAGCACAGUGCAGCUGCCACAAGUUAAAGCCAUUCAGAUCUUUACUGGCGAUUGUGGAAGAUAUAAGAGGCACUUAAGUCGCUCUCCCUGUUUCUGGCAUUUUUACUCUUGCCUCAGACUGUCUUUAGCCCCCCACCCCACCCCCAAGCCCUAAUCUCAAAGCUCUGCCCUAGAUCCCACCUGAGGUCCUCCCCCUUCUUACCCAGUCCUCGCUUCCCAGUAAGAAACUCCUCCUCCUCUUUCUAGUGGGAGCGAAACUAGCCUCUCACCCUGGGAGGCUGUGAUUCUUGGCACCUGUUAAACUCACUUUCCCAACCAGAGCCCAUGGACCAAAGGGCCCUACGAUAACUAUGAGGACACAGUGGACAGGCGAGAACCUUGGGACAAAAAGUUACCAAGCUGUUGCAGUAAUCGAGGAGUUCACAAACCUCAAGCCCAUCUCCGUGGCCCAGAGGGAGAAGACAGCCCAAGACGAGACCCUGGAGAAGAGCGUGUUUUGGUGAAGACAGACGGAGAAGAGUGAAAAGUCAGAUCGAGGGAGGCAGAGAAGGAUGAGGUUUGAAACAGCAUCAAGGAUUAAUGUGGAAUUAAUUACACAACUGACUGGCUAACGACCUUCCAUCAGUCCAUGGCUGCUGACGCCUGGUCAGGGUACUGAAGACGAAGUGUGUUCAGUCAUGAAAUCUUAAGUGCGUCUCGUGUAUGUGCUCGAAGGAGGAGGAAAAACUUGACUGCCUCACCUCAGAACUGUAUUUGUUUAUUCAUCAUGAGGACGGAAGUACACACAGACAAUUACACAAGCAGACUGAACCAGCCUUAACACUUCUACCCAAAUGAGAGAUCCAGACACGGAGCCUCUAAAGAAGCAGCUUGACGUUACGAUUUAGGAACAAGAUGCACAGAACAGCACUGGACUGGACUUACAAGCAAACUCUGACUCGGGACUGCCCUCUGGGGAGGCCACGACUGACUUCCUGCUCAACUGCCGACACCCAGCUUGGCAAUUCAGCUGCUGCUUCCCGGGCCCACUAUCACCAGAAUGGCCAUCACUCAACAGUCCACGAACGAUGAAUGCUGGACAGGGCGUGGAGAAAAGGGAGCCCUCCUGCACUGCGGGUGGGAAUGUACUUCGGUGCAGCCGUUUUGAAAACCAGUAUGGACAUUCCUCAAGAAACUAAAACCACACUUACCGUAUGAUCCAGCAACCCCCCUCCUGGGCACAUGUCCAGAGGGAACUCUAACUUGAAAAGACACAUGCACCCCAGUGUUCACAGCAGCACUAUGUACAAUAGCCAAGACAAGGAAGCUACCUAAAUGUCCAUCAACAAAAGAGUGGAUAAAGCAGCUGUGGUGUAUUUACACAACAGACCACUACCCAGUCGUGAAAAAGAGUACAAUAACGCCACUAGCAGCAACGUGGACAGACCCGGAGACUGCGAGUCUAAAUGACCUAAGCCAGAAAGACAAAUACCAUGUGACGUCCCUGAUAGUGUCCGCUUUCUUCUUUUCAGAUUCCACACAAGAAAUAGACUCGCAGACAUAAUAAACAAACAAACACUCUUAUGGUUAUAGGGGGAAAGAGGGUGGGAAGGGGUGACUUUGGGAGUCUGAGAUUUACAAAAGUUAGCUACUGUAUGUAAAAAUAGAUUUAAAAAACCAAGUUUCUUCUCUAUAGCACAGGGCACUAUACUCUAUCUUGUAACCAUCUUUAAUGAAAAUGAACAUAUGUAUGUGCAUGACUGGGACACUCUGCUGCACACAAGAAACUGACACGUAACUGUACUGCAAUUUUAAAAAGAAACUGGGAGGAGGGUGUAGGUCAGCGGUAGAGUGUAAACCCCCCCAUAUCUCCAUUUAAAAAGUACAUAAAUAUACCUUAAUGCCCUCCCCCCAAAAAACCUGUCUAACCACCACUUUUUUCCUUCUGAGCUACAGAAAACAUCUUCAGAGUUGAAAAGAGCAGUGUCUGGGACCCGCUUGCCUAGAAGCCAUCUGGACAGCUCCUGUUCUGAACGGCUACUGCUCUCCCAACCCCACACGCACUCCCCCAGUCCAAGACACCAUCACGCCUCCUCCGGGAGCUACUGAACAGCCCAACUGGUCUCCCACGUGGUCUGUGUAAGACCCAGCAUGGAGCCGUCUGACCCCCACGCUUCAUAUCCCCCAGUGUCUUUCUUUCCCACAGCACUUGGACUAAAACCCGAGCUCCACAGCACGGCCCGCCGGGCCCUGCCCCUGCAUACGCCCACCUGACUCUGCCCCCCCCCCACACCCCCACUGCCACUACGCUGCUGCCACGCACUCUUCUGUUCAAUUUUGUCAUCUCUGCAGACUCACUUCUCUCUGAAAUGACUCACAUGCUUGUUUAUUUGCUUACUUGCCAACUCUCCCUGUAACUGGACUAAAACUGAAAACGAGGACCUGAAGCCACGCCAGCCAUACCGUGACGGCUUAGUCCCUAUUUGACGCCUCACUGAUUCAAGGGCCGAGAGCCCCAUCUUUAACAACCGAUUUGCCGAGAAUUGCGGCAGUGACCAAAAAACUGGAGGCAUUACCGGAGGAACUAUGACCUCGUGUGAAAUACAUGCAGGAGAGCUAAGUCAUCACUGUGCCACCCGCGCGGAUCACACAGACGGACCAAGACGGCUCUGCUCCAUUUGUUAUUGAAAGUAGUCUUCUGUUCCAUCUCGGCUACACAGUAGCUAAGUAGACACACAGCCCGAGAGCGCAGAUAAUAAAUACGAAAUGAAACUACGAAAACGAGUCUAUGGCUGUACAUGCGUGACUGGGACAUCACGCUGCACACCAGACACUGCCCUGGGAAAACGUAAAGAAGAAUUCUUAGUGUUUAGCAAUCGAAGUAAUGCACACGGAAAAAAUACAGCAGCUCACACAUUAAAAGGUAACUAUAAAUAAUAAACACGACGUUCUUUACACUCACUGA